GAGAAAGCAGCGCUCAUCCUGAACCAUCUGCAUCUACUGCUGCAUCAUCAGGUGAAUAUCUGUCCACAGCAGCGCAGGCCUGAACACAGGACCAGAGCACGAGACGAGGAUCACUCCCAAAACCCCCACUUCAACACAUUUAUGCUUCUCCACAUUAUUUUAUUAUUCGCAACUUUUUCAGCUUUUUCCCGUUGGUCUUGUUCGAGUGGGUGAAACUCAGAAGGAGACUGAGGAACAGGUGUUUCACAGAUUUACAGACGCCAGAGAAACAUGGGAAGAAAGAAAAUACAAAUCUCCCCUAUUAAGGACCAGAGGAAUAGACAGGUGACCUUCACCAAGCGUAAGUUUGGUCUGAUGAAGAAGGCGUACGAGCUGAGCGUGCUGUGCGACUGCGAGAUCGCCCUCAUCAUCUUCAACAGCACCAACCGUCUGUUCCAGUACGCCAGCACGGACAUGGACAAAGUGCUGCUCAAGUACACGGAGUACAGCGAGCCGCACGAGAGUCGCACCAACACAGACAUACUGCAGACCCUGCGCAAGAAAGGCGUCGGCAUCGAUAGCUCAGAGCUCGACAGUGAGGAGAGUGCACUGGUGGCUGCAGAAAAAUAUCCCCUGUGUGAAGGCAUGGAUCUGUCUCUGACUCGUCAGCGCUUCUAUACUCCGUCUCUGCUCACUCCAGAGCCUCAGUUGCAGGUUUCUCCCGGCUGUGAAAACGGCUUCACCAACUCUUCUGGUUCCGUCGUGGCGUCCCACAGAGCCCCGGCCUUUAAACCCAUCAGCUCUAGACCCGGCUCUGCCAGUCCUGCUGCACCGCACACGCACUCUGCUUUCAUGUCUGCACACUCAGGUAUCGGCUACCCCGUGUUGUCCCACAGUAAUCUGAACCGAGCUCUGGACAUGAAAAGUCCUCCUGUUCUGACCCUGGGCAGCGAGAGCCUGCGGGCAGACGCUGCUAAUCAGGCCAUGGCCCCCACACAUGUUAACCACAGCUCUGCUAGGGGUCUCUUGUACCAGGGUCUGCACGGCGGCAGCUCCAUGAUAGCCAUGAGCAAGGCAGGACUGCUGGGCCACAGUCUGGGGGCCUACAGCCUUCCUUCUCCUGCAACCCCUGAGUACAGCCAGUCUGGCUUUUAUCAGUCUGUACAGCGAGGAGCCGUGAACCCGUGGCAAACAGCUCAGCUGCCUCAGGAGCCCCAUGGGCCUCAUACAAGCCCGGGGACGUCCACUGGAGGGUGCUCCUUCCCUUCCCAAUGUUGCCCCUCAACCUCUCCACAUCUGCCCUCCCUCAAUCGCAACAUCAAAUCGGAGCGUUGCUCUCCCGAGCACAUGUCCUCGCCCACCUCUCCCCCCCUGCACCACCACCACCUCAGACAGCUAUCUCCAAUGAGCGACCUUGAGUCGGCUCGCCAUACACCUCCAGAAACCCGGCCAGCCAAUGGCACAAAGGAAUUUCCCACAGCCAGCGGCUACCCACAAGACGAGAAGGAAGGAGGGCAGCCACUGGGGCGGUUAGAGAUGAGUGAUGGCUGGCAGAGAUAGCUGGCUGCUGCGGCACCAUCUCCCCGUCUGUCAACUCUCUGCUCUUUAAAGGCAGUGCUCGUAACAUACACAGACACACACACACACAAAUGUAACACUGAAUAUAUCAAAAUGGGGUCAAUUGGGCCUCGUCCUCCCACAGAGGAAGGAAUGUCUCUCUUUGUCUCACCACACAGAGCUGGUCUCUCCUGGGCAAUCACUCGAUUGAUCCACUGAGGAUCAUGUGAUGCAAAAAGACAUUUGUUUUCUGUUUGGUUUUUGUUUCUUUUUCUUUCUCUUUUU
This is a messenger RNA of Solea senegalensis (Senegalese sole), 1821 nucleotides long. RefSeq names its product myocyte enhancer factor 2b (gene mef2b). The transcript is spliced from 9 exons. Gene Ontology annotation, biological process: positive regulation of transcription by RNA polymerase II. The record is from RefSeq and is a predicted model, not a curated record. Lineage: Eukaryota; Metazoa; Chordata; Actinopteri; Pleuronectiformes; Soleidae. Gene Ontology annotation, molecular function: DNA-binding transcription factor activity, RNA polymerase II-specific; protein dimerization activity; RNA polymerase II cis-regulatory region sequence-specific DNA binding. Bases 271 to 1539 code for a protein of 422 amino acids.